Molecule: messenger RNA, 1561 nt
Organism: Durio zibethinus
Lineage: Eukaryota; Viridiplantae; Streptophyta; Magnoliopsida; Malvales; Malvaceae
Source: RefSeq, a predicted model, not a curated record
CUCCAUCCCUUCUCUCUCAACCCCACACCAUUCCCAGUGUUUUAUUUCAACAAUAAACAGAUUAAACGUUACACAAAAGGUUUUUUAAAACGGAGAGCCUUUCCCUGUCUAAAUGGUGCCGAGAGAGAAAACGACGACCGCCGUUAAAGGUAACGGUAACGGGAAUAGUAGGGAGGUUCAUUUUAGAGGAGUGAGGAAGCGGCCAUGGGGCCGUUACGCUGCUGAGAUCAGAGAUCCAGGGAAGAAGAGCCGUGUUUGGUUAGGAACUUUUGAUACGGCUGAGGAAGCCGCCAAAGCCUACGACGCUGCAGCCCGGGAAUUUCGCGGCGCAAAGGCAAAGACUAAUUUUCCCCUCCCAAGUGAAAACAUCAACAAUCGUAACAACUGUGACAAUAAUGGUAAUAACAACAGCAACAAUCAGAGCACUAGCCAGAGUAGCACAGUGGAGUCCUCAAGCCUUGAGCCGGCGCUCAUGAUCGAUUCUACUCCAUUGGAUCUCAGCCUUGGACACGGGGCACUUUCCGGGUACAGAUCUUCAGCCGUCAGGUUUCCUUUCAAGCAAGUUUCACAGGUUGCGGAUGUUUUUACCGCUGGUGUGCCGGCUAUUGCGAGUCCUCAAGUUUUUUACCUUGAUGCGUUUGUCCGGCCUGGUUUAGUGAAAGGACAUCAGUAUCAACGGAUGAGAUUCGAUAAUCGUGACUUUCAUGCGACGUUCAACGGUAUAGUACAAAGCGACUCCGAUUCAUCGUCGGUCGUUGAUAUGAAUAAUCACGAAGUCAAGCCUCGUCCGCUUCUCAAUAUCGAUCUGAACCAACCUGCUUUUCCGGAAAUCGCCUGAUUUUUUGUUUCCGCGCUAAUCAUAAAUCCGGAAAAUCAAACAUUUUAUUUUUUGUUAAAAUUUAUUUUUCCGACCUUUAAGUCCUUAAGAAGAAAACCGAAGGUAGAUUAGAAAAAAAUGAGAAAAAAAAAAGAAGAAAGAUAAAAUUACGGUGAGAGCUAUUAGUAAGUUGAUGUGAUCUAUUGUGAUAAAUAGUCCGACCAUAAAAUCAACGGCGGCUGAGGGAUGUGAAUACUUAGCUGAUGAUUUCCUCUUUUUUUGCAACAUUGAAACAUCAGUUUCUGGUUGUUGCUCCAUAACUAGUUACUGUAUUUGUUUUUCCUAAUGAGUUAUCACAAAAAAAAAAAAAUCCUUCAGCAGUUCCCUCUUUUGUUAAUUUUAUGUUUAUGGCCUGUUUGGAUUUAAUAACCUCUUUUGGUUAAGUUGGUUAGUGAAUUGAUUUAAUGCCAACUUUCAUUAUUUGCAAAAUACUAUCAUUCUAAUUUUGAAAAUCGAGAUGGGUUUCAGUAAUUGCCAUUUUUAACACUAUCGAAAGGCAAAUAUCAACCGAUUACAACCAGAGAUUCCUCAAAACUAUGUUUCUAAAAGAAAAUUAGAACAGAUUCCACAAGAUAUCCAAAACCUGGGGCAAACAAAAUUAUGUAACUAACCGUUUUGUGAUGUUUAAUUGCUGGCAAUAACUAAAAUUUCAUGCUUGUUGGAGAACAAAUCAAGAGAUUUAAA